ACCGUCAGAGCAGCCACAGCUCAAAGAAUUUACACCAUAAAUUCGAAAAAGAAAUAACACAUAAUAAUCCACAAAAUGUCGUCGCUACAAAUGUCGGAGAUGUCGAAGACCUAUCAGUACCGCAAGGUGAUGAAGCCCAUGCUGGAGAGGAAGCGUCGUGCCAGAAUCAACAAGUGCCUGGACGAGCUCAAAGAUCUGAUGGUGGCCACCCUGGAGUCCGAGGGCGAGCACGUGACCCGGCUGGAAAAGGCCGACAUCCUGGAGCUGACCGUCACCCAUUUGCAGAAGAUGAAGCAGCAGCGCCAGCACAAACGCGCCUCCGGCGUUGAGAGCUUGACUCCGGCGGAGGGAUUCCGUUCCGGUUACAUCCAUGCCGUGAACGAGGUCUCCCGUUCGCUGUCCCAACUGCCCGGCAUGAACGUCAGCCUGGGCACCCAGCUGAUGACCCACCUGGGACAGCGCCUCAACCAGAUCCAGCCAGCCGAAAAGGAAGCCCUGCCCGUGACCGCCCCACUCUCCGUGCAGAUCGCCACCCGGGAUGCCUACUCGGUGCCCAUUUCUCCGGUCUCUAGCUUCGCCGGCAGUCCCAACUCCAAUGCCAGCUCGGUCAGCCAUUCCUUGCUGACCACCAUUGAUGUGACCAAAAUGGAGGACGACAGCGAGGACGAGGAAAACGUCUGGCGUCCCUGGUAAACGGGGGGAUUUCGUUUCCCUUAAAAACGCAAGAAGAAAGGAGAGAUUAAAGAAAGUAAAAGUCUUCCGAGUCGCUGGAAAUUCCCGCAUUCCGACUCACAACCUAGUUUUAAGUAAACACCAUACACACACAAAGCUUUAGAUGAGGACGCGCAGUUCAUGUGAUAACUAAAUAAAUAAUAAAUUAUAUAGCUAAAAUGAAAA
Molecule: messenger RNA, 897 nt
Organism: Drosophila elegans
Lineage: Eukaryota; Metazoa; Arthropoda; Insecta; Diptera; Drosophilidae
Gene: E(spl)mgamma-HLH
Product: enhancer of split mgamma protein
Exons: 1
Coding region: 76-693 (205 amino acids)
Biological process (GO): anterior/posterior pattern specification; regulation of neurogenesis; regulation of transcription by RNA polymerase II
Cellular component (GO): nucleus
Molecular function (GO): DNA-binding transcription factor activity, RNA polymerase II-specific; RNA polymerase II cis-regulatory region sequence-specific DNA binding; protein dimerization activity
Source: RefSeq, a predicted model, not a curated record